AGAGAGCGCGCGCGCACGAGCCCCAAAGCGAGCGACAUGUCCCUGUGGGGAGCAGUGCCUCUGCACCCCAGAGCGAGGAGGACGCGGGGGUCAGAGGUGGCUGCAGGGCGGGCAGAGGAGGGACCUGUGCAGGGGGGUGGGCUGGCGGCCCGGGAGCAGCCAGGAAGGGAGGCCAGCUGGUGACAAGAGAGCCCGCGGGCGCGUCGGGGGCUGGGUGGAGAGCCCGGAAGACUGCAGCCAUGCCUCACAGCUCGGACAGCAGCGACUCCAGCUUCAGCCGCUCUCCUCCCCCGGGCAAGCAGGACUCAUCUGAUGAUGUGAGAAAAGUUCAGAGGAGGGAGAAAAAUCGCAUUGCUGCCCAGAAGAGCCGACAGAGGCAGACGCAGAAGGCUGACACCUUGCACUUGGAGAGUGAAGACCUGGAGAAACAGAACGCGGCUCUGCGCAAGGAGAUCAAGCAGCUCACGGAAGAGAUGAAGUAUUUCACGUCGGUGCUAAGCAGCCAUGAGCCCCUGUGCUCUGUGCUGGCGGCCAGCACGCCCUCGCCCCCCGACGUGGUAUACAGCGCCCAUGCCUUCCACCAGCCUCACGUCAGCUCGCCUCGCUUCCAGCCCUGAGCUCUGAGAGGCGGUGGGGGGCGGACGGAGCCCCCCGCCCCCAGCCACCCUGGCCGGCCUCGGGAGGGGCACACAGACUGUGGCCAGGCUGCCCUCGCCCCUCAGGGCCCUCUCUCCCUCCGGAGACCGGAGGCAGAGGCCCGGACAAGGAUCGAGCGCAGGACUGUACCCGCCGAGAGGGUGUGAGGUCACCCAGCGGCGUGGCCGCCUGUCAGCAUGUGCCGGGCCCCCGUGCGGACGGGAGGCCCAAUCCAGAGUCAAAUCCGACACGAUGCCCAAGUCCCAUGGCACAGAGGGAGGAGGGCAGGGUAGGGUUAUUUUUCUAAAUAAAUUUCUUAAAAGCAACCGGU
This is a messenger RNA of Acinonyx jubatus (cheetah), 967 nucleotides long. It is a transcript of the gene BATF, whose product is annotated as basic leucine zipper ATF-like transcription factor. Gene Ontology annotation, biological process: regulation of transcription by RNA polymerase II. The record is from RefSeq and is a predicted model, not a curated record. Gene Ontology annotation, cellular component: nucleus. NCBI's taxonomy places the organism in Eukaryota, Metazoa, Chordata, Mammalia, Carnivora, Felidae. The transcript is spliced from 3 exons. The coding region runs from base 240 to 617 and encodes 125 amino acids. Gene Ontology annotation, molecular function: DNA-binding transcription factor activity, RNA polymerase II-specific; RNA polymerase II cis-regulatory region sequence-specific DNA binding.